Molecule: messenger RNA, 1344 nt
Organism: Racocetra persica
Lineage: Eukaryota; Fungi; Glomeromycota; Glomeromycetes; Diversisporales; Gigasporaceae
Source: the annotation of a GenBank genome assembly
AUGAGCAGUCAUAAAUUACGGAAGUCUUAUGUAAUUGGUGUUGGAAUUACGAAAUUUACAAAGCCGAGGGGUCAAGUUGACUAUCCAGACAUAGUACGUGAAGCUGCUGUAAAAGCUCUUUUGGAUGCAAAUAUUACUUAUGAUUCAAUUCAACAAGUAUUUGUUGGUUAUUGUUUCGGUGAAAGCACUUGUGGUCAACGUGCUGUUUAUCAACUUGGAAUGACACAAAUUCCGAUAAUUAAUGUAAAUAAUAAUUGUUCUACUGGAUCCACUGCCUUGUAUUUAGCGCGCCAAACUGUUGAAUCUGGAACUGCGGAAUGCGUCCUUGCAUUGGGAUUUGAACAAAUGUAUUUUGGUCCUCUUAAAUCCGUAUGGGAUGAUCGUACCAACCCAAUUGAUCUUACCAUUAAUUCAAUGUCAGAAACACGUGGAAUUACCUCUUCACCCAUUACAGCACAAAUUUUUGGUAAUGCUGGAUUGGAAUAUUGCGAAAAAUAUGGUGCUACGGCUGAACAUAUGGCAAAGAUUAGUGAAAAAAAUCACCGUCAUAGUGCAAAAUAUCCAUAUUCUCAAUUCCGUGACAUCUAUACCCUUGAACAAAUUAAAUCGUCUCCGACAAUUUUUGGUCCAUUAACAAAGCUUCAGUGUUGUCCUACUUCAGAUGGAUCAGGAGCUGUUAUUAUAGCUUCAGAAAAUUUUGUUAUUGAAAAUAAUCUUGAAUCUCAAGCAAUUGAAAUAGUUGCACAAUCAAUGGCAACGGAUUCUCCAUUAUUAUACGAUACUAAAAAUUCAAUUGAAUUAGCUGGAGCAGAUAUGACUCGCCGUGCUGCUAAAGAUGUUUUUGAGAAAGCUGGAAUUACUGCAGAUGAUGUUCAAGUCAUAGAGCUUCAUGAUUGUUUUAGUGCCAAUGAGCUUAUAACUUACGAUGCACUUGGUCUUUGUAAACCGGGAGAAGCUCAUAAAUUAAUCGAUGCGGGUGAUGUUACGUAUGGCGGAAAGUAUGUUGUUAAUCCUUCAGGUGGUUUGAUAUCUAAGGGGCAUCCACUUGGUGCCACUGGAUUAGCUCAAUGUACUGAAUUGGUUUGGCAACUGAGAGGGUGGUGUGCAAAUCGACAAGUUCCGAAUUUACGUUAUGCGCUUCAACACAAUAUUGGACUUGGAGGGGCAGCUGUUGUUACGCUUUAUAAACGUCCUAAUUUUUUAAGAUUUGGAAAAUCUGUCCAAGAUGCAAGAGAGAGAUUAGGAUAUAAUCCUGCUGUUGAAGCAAGAGGCAUCAAUGAGCAAGAUUUUAAGAAAGUAAUUAGUAAGAAAAUGAGUAGUGAAUAUGUUAACGCUAGAUUGUAA